AUGAAAAGGAAGAAGCUAAAGAAGCUGCCCAAAAGAAAGAAGACCUGGAGAAGGGUAUAUACGACCGCGAAGGAGGAUUUCGCAUUGGAUGAUAAGGCAUCUGACAAGAGUCUCAUCCGCUCUACUUGUGCAGUUAGUAAAAAAUCGAUCACAAUUGGCGACGUCGGUCUCGACAAGAUCUUCAAGGCUAUUCGCGACGCCUGUAAACCAGCGGGAACCUGCGUCACAGAUGACAUCGACAUUAAAGGGCAGUUUCUAGGCAAAGGUCUAACUAGUGAGGUUGAUAACAUUAAGGUUACGCUCAAACCCGGGGGCUCAUACCGUGAGGUGCAUCACGACAAGCUGCUCGAGUUACUAGAGGCGGCUGUUCGUAAAGUUGCCAAGUGUGAGCAAUAUACUCACAAAUCCCCUUGCUCUUUCACUCAAGGAUACUGCCCAAACCAAGAAAAGACAGUUACGACUUGCAAAACACCUUCAUACUGGUCUGUUAAUCUACAAACAGAGAAGGAAGCGAAACACGACUCUGCGCCUCCAACUAUCGAGGUAAAUGUCAGUAUGAAAGUGGUGGAUGACACGAUAUGCGAGGACGUAUUUGGUAAACUCGAAGAGUUCGGAGGUAUGUGCGAAAUUGCUUUCUCCUUCUAUCCUAUUGAAAUCUAUGCAUUGCAUGCUAAAUGA
Messenger RNA from Periconia digitata, 678 nucleotides. NCBI's taxonomy places the organism in Eukaryota, Fungi, Ascomycota, Dothideomycetes, Pleosporales, Periconiaceae. The record is from the annotation of a GenBank genome assembly.